AAAGUAAAAUCUAAAGAAAAUUAAAGUAUUCUUCUUACAUGCCGCGGAUUUUAUCGGUGCGGAUUCUGGGGCCACAAAAUCCGAACGACCGAAAAAUAGUGAACUAGAGGGCUUCAAACGAAACUUCUGUGUGGGGCCCGCUUCGGCCAUGGCGUCUUCCCAGUUUCACAGCACUCCACCCUGCAAUUCCUGCAUUUCUUUUUGAAUUAGGUCAAGAUUUCUGUGUCUGUCUGUGUGUCUCUCUCUAUCAAACCACCAAUGGCCGCCACGUACAGCUCUCUAGAAACUCACAGACGACUCGCCGCCAUAACCACCAAGCUUCCCUCGCCCCGCCACUGUUCUCUAACCAUCGCCGAAAGAUCCUCGCGGCUAGCGAUGGUGAAUAACGGAAGAGCUGAGGGCAGGAUGGGAAUUUCGCUCAAGUGCAGCAAUGCGUAUGGCCCUGUGAUUGAAGAGAGCGACAGCGAUUGUGAGAAAUACAAUUGCAUGGAGGACGAGCAGUUCGUGCGGUGGUUUCGGGAGGCUUGGCCCUACUUGUGGGCCCACCGCGGCGGCACCUUCGUGGUGAUCCUAUCGGGUGAAAUGGUUUCUAGCCCUCACUUGGGCCCAAUUCUGAAGGAUAUAGCUUUUCUCCAUCACCUGGGGAUCAGGUUUGUUCUUGUGCCAGGGACCCAUGUGCAAAUUGAUGAACUUUUGACUGAGAGGGGAAAGAAGCCAAAGUUUGUUGGUCCGUACAGGGUGACCGACUCAGACUCUCUAACAGCUGCGAAGGAAGCGGCUGGGGCGAUAUCUGUGAUGAUAGAGGCAAAGCUUUCUCCAGGACCCUCCAUAUGCAAUAUUCGUCGACAUGGUGACAGUAGUCGAUUGCAUGAAGUUGGUGUCAGUGUAGAGAGUGGUAACUUUCUUGCAGCCAAGAGAAGAGGAGUCGUUGCAGGUGUUGAUUAUGGGGCAACAGGUGAAGUCAAGAAAGUUGAUGUUUCUCGCAUGCGUAAGAGGCUCAAUGAUGAUUGUAUUGUGAUUUUGAGCAACCUGGGUUAUUCCAGCUCUGGAGAAGUUUUAAAUUGCAACACAUAUGAAGUUGCAACAGCUUGUGCCUUGGCUAUCGAAGCAGAUAAACUUAUCUGCAUAAUAGAUGGCCCAAUUCUUGAUGAGAGUGGACGCCUUAUUCGCUUCUUGACUCUUGAAGAAGCAGACAUGUUGAUUCGUAGGCGUGCUAAGCAAAGUGAGAUAGCAGCUAGUUAUGUGAAAGCUGUUGAUGAAGAAAAUCUGUCUGGGCUUGGACAUGAUGAUCCUAAUGCUACUCAACAGAAUGGAAAUGCUCUCAAAGGAAGGUACACCACAAUGUUUCACAAUGGUGUUGGCUUUGACAAUGGGAGUGGCUUGUGGUCGGGUGAACAAGGUUUUGCUAUUGGAGGUCAUGAGCGGCAAAGUCGAUUAAAUGGUUACCUUUCCGAAUUGGCUGCUGCAGCCUUUGUUUGCAGGGGAGGUGUUCAAAGAGUUCAUCUGUUAGAUGGCACGAAAGGGGGAGUUUUAUUGUUGGAAUUGUUUAAAAGAGACGGAAUGGGGACUAUGGUGGCUAGUGACCUUUAUGAAGGAACCCGGAUGGCGAGGGUAUCAGACCUCUCUGGAAUAAGACAAAUUAUACUACCGUUAGAAGCAUCUGGCACAUUGGUUCCGAGAAGUGAUGAAGAGCUACUUCAAGCUUUGGAUUCCUUCAUUGUGGUGGAAAGAGAAGGCCAGAUCAUUGCAUGUGCUGCUCUUUUUCCUUUCCAAGAGGAUAGAUGUGCAGAGGUUGCUGCUAUUGCAGUUUCUCCUGAUUGUCGCGGUCAAGGGCAGGGAGAUAAGUUACUCGAUUACAUCGAGAAGAAGGCAUCUUCUCUUGGAUUGGUGAAGCUUUUCUUGCUUACAACCCGCACUGCAGAUUGGUUUGUGAGACGCGGUUUUUCAGAAUGUUCAAUUGAAUCGAUACCAGAGAAGCGUCGAAGGAAAAUUAAUCUGUCUCGUAAAUCCAAGUAUUAUUCGAAGCAGUUGUUACCUGAUACUAGCGGAAUUACUGUUAAUAGGGCGUUCACUUGAGGUUAAAAAUGAUGCUGGCAACUCCCCGUCAGGGGGUUAGCAGCUGAAUUAUGGAAGUGUUUUUGAGUUGCGAGUUUUGUAUCUUGACUAGAAGUCUGGAAUAAUUUAAUAGGGCGUUUCACUUGAGGUUAAAAAUGAUGCUGGCAACUUCCCUUCCGGGGUUUAGCAGCUGAAUUAUGGAAGUGUUUUUGAGUUGCGAGUUUUGUAUCUUGACUAGAAGUCUGGAAUAAUGCAAAAUAUGAUUUAUCCUAUAAUUGUCUAUAUUAAAAACGUAAAAAAGAGGCAGUGGGUUUGUGGUAUUAUUCAUGCUUAUGUUGGGGAUUGGGUCAGUGGGUUUGCUGCGAACCUAGGGAAAGGACAGAUCCUGGAGGCUGAAGUUUUGGGGGGUUUUUUCGGGUUGAAGCUUGCGAUUGACAAAGGUAUUAGAAACCUUGUGGUAGAAAUGGAUUCUGCUACUGUUCACUUUAUUCAGAAGCCUUCUUUGCUUGCUCAUCAUCCCCUUGCUGCUCCUCUCUAGUUGUUGUGAGAUGAUGAACCACAUUGGUAACUGCUCGGUCUUCCAUGUUUACAGGAAGAAUGGGGUAGCUGAUUAUUUAGCCAACUGGAGUUAUAAUUUCGAUUUGGGGCUUUGUGUGUUGGAGUCUUCUCCUACUUGGAUUGUUUCAAAACUUCUUGAUUUGCUGGCUGUCCCUAGAACUCGGAUGGUUUGUUUAAACCAUUCUGAGUACUUUGUUUUGUUGGGGUUUUAUCCCCCCAUUUCACCAAAAAAUAAACCGGAAAAAAGAGAGUUGGAUUUGAUUCAAUAUAAA
Molecule: messenger RNA, 2885 nt
Organism: Prunus dulcis (almond)
Lineage: Eukaryota; Viridiplantae; Streptophyta; Magnoliopsida; Rosales; Rosaceae
Product: probable amino-acid acetyltransferase NAGS2, chloroplastic
Exons: 10
Coding region: 259-2076 (605 amino acids)
Biological process (GO): L-arginine biosynthetic process
Cellular component (GO): cytoplasm
Molecular function (GO): L-glutamate N-acetyltransferase activity, acting on acetyl-CoA as donor
Source: RefSeq, a predicted model, not a curated record